CAUACACACACACACACACACCCAGAUACACAGAGUUGAGACGAGCUUGGUGCAAAGACUGGCCCUGUGGCUGUGAGACUCUGAAAUGGAACCUCACUGUUCCCACACUGUGCCAGGGAGGAGAAUAUCCACCAUGCACAUCCCAGUCACUGCUAUUACCACAGCCAUAGCUUACAUUCACAUCGCCUCUUUCAGGCACCAAAACCUCCCUCAAGGCGUUUUGACAGAAGUGUUGUCAAACAUAAGAUAAUAUUAUGCCUUUUAAGUGGACAGGAGACUGCAUGGACAAUGGGAUGAACUACAAGGUGGGAGCCAUGUGGAAGAGUGAGGAUUGCUACACGUGUUACUGUGGGAAGGUGACAGCAAUCUGUUGUACUGACUAUGCCCAAGUGCCUGACGUGCCGAGUAACUGUGAAGCUGUUUUUGACAAGAGGCUCUGCAAGUACAAGGUGUACAGCAAGGAGAACCUGGACGUCCUGUGUGAUAUCUGAGUACUGCUGGGAGAACGGUACCGUGGAGAGAAUCUACUCAAGCUGCUUUCACAUCACUCCCCUGCCUGUGCUUCUGCAGAUGUGCAACCCCUGAAGGAGAGUCCGUAAUCCCCAACUGCUCUGUAUUCUCACAAUCUCACCUCUCUGGACUGCUGUCAAAAUCCUUCAAUAAAGCGCAUUUGGUCAGUUUCAGCUCGGAAUCCAACAUUCUGAGGGAUACCCUCCACCUGCUCAGUAACUCCCAACCCACCGAGAACAGCCCACUAAACAAAAGCCAACUCUCCGGUGUGGCA
Chiloscyllium plagiosum (whitespotted bambooshark) is the source of this 784-nucleotide messenger RNA. RefSeq names its product beta-microseminoprotein-like. Lineage: Eukaryota; Metazoa; Chordata; Chondrichthyes; Orectolobiformes; Hemiscylliidae. The record is from RefSeq and is a predicted model, not a curated record.